This is a messenger RNA of Sus scrofa (pig), 580 nucleotides long. NCBI's taxonomy places the organism in Eukaryota, Metazoa, Chordata, Mammalia, Artiodactyla, Suidae. The record is from RefSeq and is a predicted model, not a curated record.
AUGGCCAUCAUCAAAAAGACUAAAAACAUCCAAACUUCCCCUUGGACUGCAUCCACUUCGCCCUUAUUUAAUGGACGCCUGAAACUUCAGCUGAUGGGAUUCGUGGUGGCCACUGUGGGAUGGGUCCUCGGAACCACAUCCAUGGCUCUGGCUGAGUGGCGAGUGUGGUACGUCAACAGCACCUCGCUCUUAUCCUCCCACCUAGCCUGCGUGGGAGUGUGGAGAGCCUGCAUCUUCCAUCAAGGCAAUGGCCUCGACCGUGCCAUCGGAUGUCAGGGUUACAGCUACUUCGAUCCUUACAUCCCAAUGGAUAUCCGUGUUGCUCAAAUACUCCUGCCGCUCGCCACCAUUCUAGGGCUUUUCAGCAAAGCUGCCAUCAUCUUUGCGCUUAAGAACAUGUACCUGAGCAAAGUGCAGAAGACCUGUGAUGCAUCUGCUGUUGCAGGAAUGCUGAGCAUAGCUGCUAGUUUCUGUAUCCUAGCUGCUGUGGUCUGGAACCAACUGUCCAUCCAGACCGAAGAGGGAAUUGCCUUCCCACCAUCUUUCAAUCUACCCUUCAAGCCGGACUCCCAGGAAGUCG